Molecule: messenger RNA, 1664 nt
Organism: Schistocerca gregaria
Lineage: Eukaryota; Metazoa; Arthropoda; Insecta; Orthoptera; Acrididae
Product: attractin-like
Exons: 5
Coding region: 107-898 (263 amino acids)
Cellular component (GO): Golgi apparatus
Source: RefSeq, a predicted model, not a curated record
AGUCAUAUGGUAAGGUCACGCGCUGCUCUGCAGUUACUCGUGAGUCAAGGGCAGCAGCAGUCCUCGUCCAGCGCGAGAUACUUCGUAAGAGCUGCAGCGCAGUCGUAUGCACGGUAUGGAGCUGCUGUUGCAGAUGAUGGUGGUCGCGCUUACGCUGGCGGUGGUUUCGCAGCCAGUGCGCACGUUCCCUCAGGAACAAGAGGUCAGAAGCGAGGAUCCGGUCACCUCCAACUCAGCUUGUCGUUGCAAUGGCCAUAGUACUUGUGCAAAUGGAACAAGUAUUUGCAAUCAACCCUGUGGAAAUUUCACACGUGGUCCACACUGUGAACAAUGUGUAAGUGGCUAUUACGGGAACCCAGUUAAUGGAGGAAAAUGCAUCCCAUGUGAAUGUAAUGAUCAGGCUGCUGAAUGUCAUCCAGACACAGGAAAGUGCUUUUGCACAACAAAAGGCAUUGUUGGUGACCACUGUGAGCGCUGUGACCCUUAUAACCAUUACUUUGGAGAUCCCACAAAUAAAGGCUCCUGUUUCUAUGAGCUCACAAUAGACUAUCAAUUCAUGUUCAAUAUAUCAGGCAAGAACAACCACCAUUAUACACAGAUUAAUUUUAGAAAUAGUCCAUCAAACCCUGCUGUUGACGCUGAAUUUCGUAUUGCUUGUUCAGUUCCAUCAAAGCUGAACAUCACCGUGAAGACUGCUGAUGAUGUAGAGAGACCAAUACUGACCAAUCAUAACUGUACAUUCAAUCAACACAGCUACUGGUUCAGCAAGGCUGAAUAUAAAUUUGGCGCUUUGGGUAAUGUUACACUGACAACUUUCUAUGUCUAUGUGUAUGAUUUUCGCACACCAUUGUGGAUUAAGAGUUCCUUCUCACAACCUAAAUGGUGGAAAUUGCUGUAGUUCUUUAUCACAUUUUCAGUGUAAGCUGUUAGUUUUUUAUUUUAUAUCUGAAAUUUUUUAAUGUUAAAUGUGACAUGUUACUUAAAUGAUGAACUUAUAAAAUAAAUAUAAAGAAAAAUUUAUGUUCUCGCAUACACGGUAUAUAGAUUUCCUUAUUUUUGAGUUUGAUGUUAAUUUUUUCAGCUGCCCUGUGGAGCAUCAAAAUUUAUAUUCGUUCAUAUAUUGUCAUAUUGUUUUUCUAAAUAAGAAUGAAAUCUUGUAAAAAGAAUAGAAUGUUUAUUUGCAUGAUGUUUGGACUUCAUGUAUUUGAAUUGUAUGUUAUUCUGUAGAAAUUAAUUGGCUCUUAUUUCGCUAUGAGUUUUGAUUGAGCCAUGUAUUUUAUGUGCAUGUUGUUCUUUGUCAUCAUUUAAUAUUUCUCAGUUUCCUUCAUAUGAAAAUUCAGCUACUGGACUGAUAUAAUAUAUUAUUGUUUUGUUCCUUCUGUUAUUAUUAUUUUACUCAGAUUGAAUUUAUUCUUUCUAAUAGCCAAUUUAUGGUCAUGUCAAUACGAAUUUGUAUAUAAAUGUAAACUGAAAACAUUCUUGGGCUACCUGCCAUGGCGAGUAAGUUAAGCAGGCUUGCAGUUAACAUGAAAGUGCAUUUGAGUAUUUUUGCUUGCCUGUAUGAUGUGCUUUCAGAGUUAAGAAAUGCAUGCUUUUAACACUUCAAAUUAGUGAUGUACAACAGUCUGAAGUAAGAAAUACACGGUAACAUAACUACAGUGUCA